This is a messenger RNA of Brenthis ino (lesser marbled fritillary), 1566 nucleotides long. NCBI's taxonomy places the organism in Eukaryota, Metazoa, Arthropoda, Insecta, Lepidoptera, Nymphalidae. The record is from the annotation of a GenBank genome assembly.
AUGAACGGGUUAAGUUUCAGUGAACUCUGUUGCCUGUUUUGUUGUCCGCCAUGCCCAGGGAAAAUCGCGGCUAAGCUAGCAUUCCUUCCUCCUGAACCCACGUAUGCGUUCACGCCCGAUGAGACUGGAUCAAAAUUUUCAUUAACCCUUACUGAACGAGCAGAAUGGCAGUACUCUGAGCGAGAAAAGGAAAACAUAGAAGGCUUCUAUUCGAGAACUUCAAGAGGCAAUAGGAUAGCUUGCCUCUUUGUUCGAUGUAGCCCCAACGCUCGGUUUACAAUACUGUUCUCGCACGGAAAUGCUGUAGAUCUUGGACAAAUGAGUAGUUUUUAUCUAGGUUUAGGUACUAGAAUAAAUUGCAAUAUAUUCAGUUAUGACUAUUCUGGUUAUGGUGUGAGUGGUGGCAAGCCAUCAGAAAAAAAUCUUUAUGCUGAUAUUGAUGCUGCGUGGCAAGCGUUAAGGACUCGAUAUGGGAUUAGCCCAGAAAAUAUAAUAUUGUAUGGGCAAAGUAUUGGUACUGUACCCACAGUUGACCUAGCAGCCCGCUACGAGGUUGGAGCGGUGGUUCUACAUUCACCACUAAUGUCUGGAAUGCGUGUCGCUUUUCCCAAUACUAAAAGAACAUGGUUUUUUGAUGCCUUCCCAAGUAUUGAUAAAAUUCCAAAAGUAACUUCUCCAGUUCUCGUGAUUCAUGGAACUGAAGAUGAGGUUAUAGAUUUCUCCCACGGACUCGCCAUAUAUGAACGAUGCCCACGUGCUGUGGAACCAUUAUGGGUAGAGGGUGCAGACUGCCGGCCACAGGCCAGACUAUACAAGGUGAAGAUCAGAAUCCCGCAUCCACCCUUAGCUCGGGCACGUCGAUUAGCCAAGAGCGACACGCCCGCAAGCCCGCGCCGCGCCGAGCGCCCGACCGACGAGCCCGCGCCGCCCCCCGCGCCCUCACUCACCCCUGCGCACACCCCGGCGCACGUCUCCGCGCCUGCGCCCGCGCCCCUGUCCGCUCCCGCCAUAAGCGUCACCGACGCCGACUCGCCCGCAGGCGCGCGCCGACGCGUACACCUGCGCUCCCUAAGCGACGUAACGCCCGCCGCGCGCUCGCCGGCCACCCGUGCGCGCUCGCAUUCGGAACGCCCGCGGGUCUCGCCCACGCCCUCCCCGUCGCCCUCGCCGCGCCGCCCGCCUGCGCCGCACGCGCUGCGGCCGCGCGCCGUGCGCAGCGAGCGCUCGUCGCCGGACGCGUCGCUGCACGCGCUGGCCGACGCCGACCCGUGGCGCAAGAUGAGCGAAGCGGAGCUGCGCCCGAGCCCGGGGCGCGCGCGCAGCUCGCUGGAGGCGCCCGACCCGUGGGUGCGCAAGGGACGGCGGCGCGGGCGGCUGGAGCGCGCGGCGGGCGUGGCAUGCGGAGAGUGCGCGCGCGGCUGCACGUGCUCGCCGGCGCGCGCGCCCGCGCGGCCACCGCUGCGCGCGCACUCGCACGACGAGGGCCGCCCACGCCGCCUGCACAAGUCGGCCUCCCAGCGCCUGCUGUCUGUAGACGCCCCCGACCCGCUGCUCGAGACCACGUGC